Molecule: messenger RNA, 1637 nt
Organism: Drosophila gunungcola (fruit fly)
Lineage: Eukaryota; Metazoa; Arthropoda; Insecta; Diptera; Drosophilidae
Exons: 3
Coding region: 235-972 (245 amino acids)
Cellular component (GO): mitochondrion
Source: RefSeq, a predicted model, not a curated record
CUCGUCAGCAGGCCAGGUGAAAUCAGGAGAUUUUUUGGUUGCAUUGUGCCGGCUCUGGGAAUGUGCGUGUGAAAUCAUCGGCCAGAGAAGCUACCGAAUCUAUUGAGGUAUCCUGCCGCUACUGCUGCUGCUGCUGCUGCGAGUCAACCAGAAUCCUUGGCGUGGAACGGCACCCGCGCAACUCACCGCUUGUGAUCGGUUUUCUGGAGGAGAUUGGCCGAUCUUGCAUCAAUAAUGGCAACGGUAGCUUUGCUCUCGCGGCAGCGACUGCUCGCCGCCUGCUCCCUGCGGCUGUUCGGAGGUGCCCACUCCAGGUGCCUGGUGACGGUGAUGCCCAGGACCACAAGCCCGCCCAGCCCUGCCUGGCGAGACCCACUCCUGUCCAACGCCUCCGUGGCCACCCGCUUCAAUCGCUUCAACCACAAGUCAGCGCAGCCGGCGGCGGCCGCUGCUCCCGCUCCCGCGUCCGCUCCACAUUCCGCGGACGACAAGGAUGUGAAGGCCACCGCCACCGCCAGUAGCACCUUGCCCCCUGAUCUUUUCGGCGAGGCGGCCAACAUGGGUCUGUUUGCCAAGUUCAAGCACAUGUACAAACAGUACUGGUACGUGCUCAUCCCGGUGCAUGUGCUGACGUCGGUGGGCUGGUUCGGAGGCUUCUACUACCUGUCCAAGAGUGGCGUCGAUGUGCCCGCUCUGCUGCAGUACGUCCACCUGAGCGAGAACAUCAUCGAGAAGGUACAGGGCUCGGAUAUGGGCCACUAUGCCAUCGCCUAUCUCUGCUACAAGGUGGCCACGCCCCUGCGCUACGCCCUCACUCUGGGUUGCACCACCGUGUCCAUCAAGUACCUGGUGCAGCAUGGCUACAUCAAACCCAUGCCCACCAAAAACGAGUUGAUUAAAAUGUACGAGGACAAGAAGGCGACGCGGGCUAGCGCCAAGGCGGACAAGGCCGAGAAGGACGAGAGCAAAUGAUCCUUGGCCACGGGCGAGGACACCGCCUCCACUUCGGCGGCGGGGUCGUUGCCGUUGCCACAGUCACAAGAUCCUAAACCGCCGCCACCGCUGCUGCCAUUGUCAAUGCCCCAAAGGAUCGGCGAUCAGCAGCGAUCGGCCGCCGGCGAGCGGCGUGCAGUUGACCUGUUGUCUUUUUUGUUAAACUGCCGCCGCUCCUGCUGGCACUGGUGCUCAACGAACCUAACUCUUGUCCGGAACCACAGUCGAUCACAAAAGCAGCAGCCGCCGCCACCGCCGCAGCCGCCGCACUGAGUUGCCGAUGCAAACACUCAACAAACAACCCACAACCCACGACCCACACUUCAAUUCCCACAAUUCCAUUCAUCCCACGGAUUCAGAUUACAGAUUCAUAGUAUAGUUUCUGUUGCAGUUACGAAACCGCUGGAUGUCGUCAAUAAAAAAAAAAACAAAACAAAACAUAACAAACGGAGAAACACAAAUCACAGAUCCGCAGGACGAGGAGUUCAGUAGUAGUUAUUUAUAGUUAUAUUUUGUAAAUGUGAGAAACUUGUCGCAAAACAAUAAUUACUUAACUCUUAUUAAAUUAAAACACAAAUAAAAAGAAGCAGAGGCCUCAGUUCAAGGGCGUAACCCGAACGGGGGUCCAAAUUGUUGACAAAUAA